Messenger RNA from Scutellospora calospora, 207 nucleotides. Lineage: Eukaryota; Fungi; Glomeromycota; Glomeromycetes; Diversisporales; Gigasporaceae. The record is from the annotation of a GenBank genome assembly.
UUGUGGCGUUUUUGUUCUUGACGAACCUACAACAAAUCUUGAUGAAGGUAAUAUUAGUCAUUUGGCGGCUGGUUUACGAGGAAUACUCGAAUCUCGUCGUGGACAGACAAAUUUUCAGUUGAUUAUCAUCACCCAUGAUAUCGAAUUUUCAAGGAUGAUAGGAGAAGCGCAAUAUUCAGAUAAGUUUAUCAAAGUUUUUAAAGAAAA